AUGCCCUCAGAUACAAUGGAAGCAAUACUAGUGGAUAAAUUCGUCAAGACCUUCGCCGAACUUACUCCCAGAGAAGUGCCCCGUCCACAGCCCAAGGCGGGGGAAGUCGAAGUGCCCAUCUCGCAUGCCGCGCUCACGCAUGUGGAUAUGCUGUAUGCGCUGGGCAAGCAUCAGAAUAAUCGGAGGCAUAUGGUGGAUACAUCCUCGGCAACGAAUUCGCCGGCACCAUCACCUCCUCCUCCCCCCCCCCUCUUUCCCCCGGGCACCCGUGUCUUCGGCAGCUCCCUAGGCUCCUACGCGGAAUCCAUCUGCGUCCCCACCACCUCCAUCCGCCGCGUGCCCUCCCACUGGACCCCCGCCGAAGCCUGCGCCGUCGGCGCCUGGGGCGCAAUCAGCUACGGCGCCCUCAUCGACGCCGGGAAGCUGGCAAAGGGUCAGGCGGUGCUGGUCCUCGGGGCGACGGGCGGAUUGGGCGUCAUGGCCGUGCAGAUUGCCCAGGCGGUGGGGGCGAGCGUCGUGGUUGCUGUGGGCGGUGGGGAGGCCUCGGAGAAGGGAAGGAUGAUGAAGACUCUUCUUAGGGCGGAUUAUGUCGUCGAUUGUGAGGAUUGUGGUUGGGAGGGGAGGGUAAGGGGGUGGACGAGGGACAGGGAGGGAGUGGAUUUGGUGGUUGAUGCGGUUGGGGCAGUGGAGAACGGGAUCGCGUGUUUGAGGUAUAGGGGUAGGUUGGUGAUUGUGGGGUUUGCGGCGAGGGGAGGGAGGAUGGAGGAGCGCUUCGGCGAAGACGGCCGCCGCUGCCCCCACAGAACAACCGCUGCCUGGGAAGGUUUCAUGUCCCUCGUCGACGCCGGCAAAAUCCGACCCGUCAUCUUCCGGGACCGGACGUACAGAGGCUUGGGCGAGUUGCCGGUUGCACUGGAUGAUUUGCACAGCCGGAGGGUUUGGGGGAGAGCGGUGUUGGAAGUUCCUUCGCCUCCGGAGAGGGAGGAGAAAAAGGAGGUGGUGAAUAAGAGGUUGGUGGGUCAGGGGCUGUCGAGGCUGUGA
This is a messenger RNA of Westerdykella ornata, 1041 nucleotides long. Its product is annotated as NAD(P)-binding protein. Lineage: Eukaryota; Fungi; Ascomycota; Dothideomycetes; Pleosporales; Sporormiaceae. The record is from RefSeq and is a predicted model, not a curated record. Gene Ontology annotation, molecular function: oxidoreductase activity. The coding region runs from base 1 to 1041 and encodes 346 amino acids. Gene Ontology annotation, cellular component: mitochondrion. The transcript is spliced from 5 exons.